Aricia agestis (brown argus) is the source of this 1813-nucleotide messenger RNA. Its product is annotated as CYFIP-related Rac1 interactor A. Gene Ontology annotation, biological process: regulation of actin filament polymerization. Gene Ontology annotation, molecular function: small GTPase binding. The record is from RefSeq and is a predicted model, not a curated record. Bases 248 to 1237 code for a protein of 329 amino acids. The transcript is spliced from 4 exons. Lineage: Eukaryota; Metazoa; Arthropoda; Insecta; Lepidoptera; Lycaenidae.
UCUGUCAAAUUAGUGGCGACUGGCGGAGCGAAAAGUGUCAUAGUUGGACGUAUUCCAGUUUAUUUUGUGGUUAAUUUUAAUCAAUUAAGUGUUUUUUUUUCGAUUUGUAGUUGUGUAUUUAUUACCAUAAAUAUUAAUACAAACUGAAAAUCACCGUAUCGAUUUAGGACUAAACCGUUUCGGGCGAUGCAGCAUCUGCCCUCCGGGAGGUACAGUUGAAUUUUAAUCGCGCUUCCAUUCCGAUAACAUGGGGAAACUACUCAGUCUGCUGGCCAGGGAUGACUCAAACUGUUGUUCCUCGCCGAGAUACGACAUAUUUUUGGAUUUCGAGAACGCCGCCCCGACGGAAACGGAGCGCGAGGUUUACGAGGAGGUACAGAGAGUUCUGCUAGAGUCGGACGAGAUAUUACGAGAGAUACAGUGCUACAAAGAUGCAGGGAAGGAGAUUAAGGAGGCGAUCGCCGACCCGUCGGAUAUAACGCAGGAGCGGGCCUGGCGCGCCGUCAGACCCCUCGUGGACAAACUACAGAGGUCUUACAACCAUUCACUGGAACUGCAACGCGUGGUCCCCCGGCUUCUGGGUUCCCUGGUGGGUGGCGGCAUGAGCCCCACGCAGCACCUGGAGCAGCAGCAGGCCCUGGUGAAGCAGUUCGCCGAGAUCCUCGAGUUCGUACUCAAGUUUGAUGAGCAUAAAAUGAAGACUCCCGCGAUCCAGAACGACUUCAGCUACUACCGGCGGCUGGUCAACCGGAGCGGGGUGAUCAACACGAACCUACCCAACGGAGAGGAACCGCACAUAGGGCCGGAGGUGGCCAACAGAAUGUCCCUCUUCUACGCCCAAGCGACGCCCAUGUUGAAAGUCCUGUCUGAAGCCACCAGCCAGUUCGUCAAUGACAACCAGCAGGAUCUAGAGAAUACUACAGAGACGUUGAGCACGAUGGCCAAAGUGUGCCUCAGGAUGCUUGAAAAUCCGAAACUCGUCGCGCAAUUCAGUCGCGAGGAGACGUCACUGCUGGUCCUCCGCGUGAUGGUGGGCCUGAUAAUCCUGUACGACUGGGUCCACCCCUCCGGCGCCUUCUGCCGCUCCUCGUCGGUUGACGUGAAAGGCUGCGUCAAGUUCCUCCAGCAGCAGCCGCCGCCGCAGGCCGAGUCCCUCCUCAACGCCCUAAGGUACACCACCAAACACCUGAACAGCCAGUCCACCCCGAAAAAUAUAAAGACGCUGCUAGCGGCGUGAGGACACCAUUCCAGCCUUGCAUGUUGCUGUGGGGAAUAGACGGGGAUUCUGCUUCAUUGUCUAUGGUUUCGCCGUGUAUAUUGUCUAUGGAUGUGUUGCUUCAUAUAAUAUAAUAUCUAUGGGUGGGUUUAUACCUAAGAUGAGGCGCGUAAAGAGGCUCAUUCACGGCAGUCCUGCCGUGAAUGGGCCUCUUUAAGGCGAUACAAGGAAUUUCAAGCGGCAUCAAGCUACUUGACAUUUCGAUUUUGUAUUGAUUUUUUGUCGAAAGUCGCCUCGUUGCGGUGUGAACUUACCGUUACGGUCAUUUUGUCAUCGUAUUUUAUUGUCACAAUAAUUUGCCACCAUGUGUGUUUAUGAUUAUAUUAAGUAUAUAAGUUAAAAUCGUCAUGUAAAGAUUGAGGGCAACAAGUACAUUUUGGCGCAUGUCAAUGAAGUUAGCUGCAACAUUUUUAUAAACCCCACACCUAUUAGCCAAAAUUUUGUUUCAAUAAUUUUUACAUGACAAUUCACAAUGUAAUUUAAGCACAAUAUUAUACAAGAUGCAAUUAAACCUUCCGGCCAAAUUUUUAAAUAGGU